GUCUGGCUGUCACACACACGACAACCAACGGACUCAUUGAUUAAAAAAAAAUAUCCCACCGCCCGUUAUUUACCUUCCUAACCUCCGAUUCUCUCUCUCCUCCCCUUCCCCUUCAUAACACCGACUUCGGACACACUCUCUCCUGUGUCUUCGUCUCUCUCCCUCCUCUCGCCGUUCCUCCCAAAACCCCUUGUAAGCGCAGCGGCAGAUCUCGCUUCGUUUCCGGCACCUCCGUCGCGACAAUGAGAGAGAUCCUGCACAUCCAGGGAGGCCAAUGCGGCAACCAGAUCGGCUCCAAGUUCUGGGAGGUCAUCUGCGACGAGCACGGCGUUGAUCCUACCGGAAGGUACCGCGGAGACGCCGGCUCCGAUCUCCAGCUCGAGAGGAUCAACGUCUACUACAAUGAGGCCUCCGGCGGGAGGUACGUCCCCCGCGCCGUCCUCAUGGAUCUUGAGCCCGGUACCAUGGACAGCAUCCGAUCCGGCCCCUUCGGCCAGAUCUUCCGCCCUGACAACUUCGUCUUCGGCCAGUCCGGCGCCGGCAACAACUGGGCGAAAGGACAUUAUACCGAAGGAGCUGAGUUGAUCGAUUCCGUUCUCGAUGUUGUUCGCAAGGAAGCCGAGAAUUGUGAUUGCCUUCAAGGUUUUCAGGUGUGCCACUCUCUUGGAGGAGGAACUGGUUCUGGAAUGGGAACCCUUCUCAUAUCAAAGAUCAGGGAGGAAUACCCUGAUAGGAUGAUGCUCACAUUCUCCGUUUUCCCUUCACCGAAGGUCUCAGACACCGUUGUGGAACCAUACAAUGCCACUCUUUCGGUGCACCAGCUGGUUGAGAACGCCGAUGAAUGCAUGGUUCUUGACAACGAGGCACUUUAUGACAUUUGCUUCAGGACCCUAAAGCUCAGCACCCCAAGCUUUGGUGACCUGAACCAUUUGAUAUCCGCAACCAUGAGUGGUGUGACAUGCUGCCUAAGGUUCCCUGGACAGUUGAACUCGGACCUCCGGAAGCUGGCUGUGAAUCUCAUCCCAUUUCCACGUCUUCACUUCUUCAUGGUUGGGUUUGCACCUCUCACCUCUCGUGGAUCCCAGCAGUACAUCUCCCUUACCGUGCCGGAGCUGACUCAGCAAAUGUGGGAUGCCAAGAACAUGAUGUGCGCUGCUGACCCUCGCCACGGACGUUACCUGACAGCCUCAGCUAUGUUCAGGGGGAAGAUGAGCACCAAAGAGGUGGACGAACAGAUGAUCAAUGUGCAGAACAAGAACUCGUCCUACUUCGUUGAGUGGAUCCCUCACAAUGUGAAGUCAAGCGUGUGCGAUAUUCCUCCCAAGGGUUUAAAAAUGGCAUCUACCUUUGUUGGUAACUCUACAUCAAUCCAGGAGAUGUUCAGGAGAGUGAGCGAGCAGUUCACAGCCAUGUUCCGGCGCAAGGCCUUUUUGCAUUGGUACACUGGUGAAGGCAUGGACGAGAUGGAGUUCACCGAAGCAGAGAGCAACAUGAAUGAUUUGGUUGCCGAGUACCAGCAAUACCAAGAUGCAACCGUGGAGGAUGAGGGCGAGUACGAGGAGGAAGGUGCCGAAGAGCAUUACGAGGACUAGAACAUGCCGGCAAUCACAAAUCAGGACCGGAAGAAAGGUUUGGCAUGGAAGGGGCGUCCCUUAUUACUUGCUUGUGUACUUGCAUGGUAAAAUCUGCGUUUUUGCUUUUAUCAUUUUGUUGUCUUUGCUUGUGGAUUAUUGUCUCGGCUAAUCACGCAAGAUUAUCACCUUGCUGGAUUAAGUUACAAUUAGUAAAUAAUCUUGUAAGACGAUUUUGUGUGAUUGUUCUUUUCCAAGUAUGGAAUAAAAUUGUAAUUUUUCCAUCA
Pyrus x bretschneideri (Chinese white pear) is the source of this 1858-nucleotide messenger RNA. Its product is annotated as tubulin beta chain. Gene Ontology annotation, molecular function: GTP binding; structural constituent of cytoskeleton; GTPase activity. NCBI's taxonomy places the organism in Eukaryota, Viridiplantae, Streptophyta, Magnoliopsida, Rosales, Rosaceae. The record is from RefSeq and is a predicted model, not a curated record. Gene Ontology annotation, biological process: mitotic cell cycle; microtubule cytoskeleton organization. Bases 243 to 1592 code for a protein of 449 amino acids. The transcript is spliced from 3 exons. Gene Ontology annotation, cellular component: cytoplasm; microtubule.